CCAUUAAAGUUUUCAGAAGUCUAGUUAUGCAGGCAAGAUAUUUUAAUGCCACAUUUUUUAAGAAAAAGGGUAUCCUGGGCAAGAAUCUCAACAUAAUCAAAGAGAGGAAAUACCAUUAAUAAAUCAUAUCAAUCCAAAAUAUAAAAGUUUGGGGAAACCCAGAAUAGGUCAAAGUGUCCAAUUUUGUUCAAACUUCCAAUAGACCAUAUUUAAAGCUUUCAAAGAACUGCUGGGUCUUUCCUAUUUUGAAUUAAAGUAAAAACAUUGAUAACUGAUAUUGCCAGAAACUUGAUGGCUUUGUAUAAACCCAGCCUAAGCUGUAUGUGCAAUAGUAGGAGGAAAAUUCUGUAAUCUGUGGGCCGAGUAGCUGUUACAAUUUUAGUAUCCACAGUGAUCAAGGAAAUAGAUCAUAUAGGGGAAUCUUUGCUCACUGUAGGAAUAACAAUUAUAUUUCUCAUUAAAACUAGAAUUCUAUACCAGAUUUCAGACAUGGAACUCAGGCAGAGUUUGGAAAUUUGAAUGGAGAUUUUUGCUUCUCCUAAUUUCUAUUUCUCAAGAACUGAAGCACAGGUGUUUCUAUCUUGAAUUUUCAGCUUUAUGCUUUUCUGAUCAAUACAAAGAUUGGUGUUUCAGUGCACCCUUGCAAAAAUCCAGCCCAUUUUUCUUUAUUCCCUUAGAUAAGGUCAUCCAUCUCUUUUCAGUUCAAUACAUUUGACAGACAAAUCUCAAAUCCCUUCACUGCCUCAGAGCUGUCCCUGAAGAUGUAUUGAUUAUAAAUAAAAUAUGAUCACUAAUGGUGUUUUACUACUUUUAUGUUAAUUUGCUUACUUAUUUCUAUAUGGCAGAAAAUUCCUAAAAUGAGAGGAAAGAAAGACAGAUGGGAGAAUUGAGCUGCUGCAGAGGAACAGAUCUAUGAAACACAAUUCUGUCCUUGCUUCCACCAGGUUCUCAGGGGAGUGUCUUUCCUCUUUUGUUUAGGAUAAAUUGGUGUCCUGUUUCAGGUCAGCACACACAGGCACAGGAAGGUGAUUGCAACACUUUAUUAGAAAAUGGCUUGGUAAAGUAAAUACAAGUGCAAACACACACACACAUAGUAAAGCAACAAGUCCCAGUGCUUAGCAAGCUCGCCUUAGCGAGCACAGUCCAAAACAGCAGGCAGAGAGAGAGAGAGUAGUCAGGUGAAGUCAAAAGGUCAAAACUGGGUACAAGGUUUGUCAGCUGGUCCAGGUCUAGAGUUGAGGUCUUGAGGUUCACAGGUAAAAAAUCAAGGUGCAUGGAGCAGGGGUUAACAGACAGUUGUGGUCUACAGGGGAGAUGAACUUGCUGUUCCAUUUUAAUAAAAGCGGCCCCGGUAUAGCUCAUUUAGCAGGGCGAGACUCAUGAGUAAUCUCACAGAGCGCCUUUGCUCUGCUCUCUUUGCAGCCUGCUGAGCUCUUCUGUUGGGAGGGCACGGUAAUUCCUCUCCUUCAUCUUCGGAAAGCGGGGAUAGCUGUCUCUCAGGCGGCAGUCCAUCCAGUGCCUCUGGAACUGAUGGCCCCUUGUCUGUGGGCACUUCUGACGCUAACUGCUUGUCAGUCUCCUCCUCUGACUCCGAAUUUGAGCCCACCAUGACAAUUGGAUCAGUGCCAUGAUGCAAUCCCAAGUUUAAGAAUCAUCACUGAAGUUUGGUUUUGCAAAUAGCACUGAGCAGGCAAAUGAAUCAAGAUACUAGGGGAAGAGCAAGAAGUAAAAAAAAAGUCACUGGCACCACAUGCCUUGCAUGAGGCCCAACUUUCCUUUGUAAAUAAUGAAAGUUACUUUAAUUUAGCACAACAAAUCAACAGGGAAAAAAUGAAAGUUGAGAUGGUUGAAAUUCUACCAGUUUCCACAUUUUGCAAUAGGUACCAACCUCAAUUCCAUUGCUGGUUCCGUCAUUUUCUUGGAUAGCAUCUAACUGAAUGAGGCUCAAGCCCUCUGCCUGGCACCUCUCCUAUUCACAGAGGCAUUUUCUUUCUUUUGUAGUUGACCAAAGUAUGUUUGAGAAUUCAAACACUACCCUGGCACCAAAGUUGCCUGUUGCCAAAUCUGCCUUCCGGUCCUCCACUGGUACAAAUCUACGAGUUCAGCCAGAGUGGAAAACUGGCAGCCAACACAUCAAAAACCUCAGCAUGACUGUUGGUGCAAAAGUCAGUGAUUUCCUGCGCAGGAAAGAGCCUGCGAAUCAUAGCAUCUUUGGGGUAACAGAAGUCAAUGAGCGUGCAGGGGCAGCCCUCUCAUGUGGACAAGGCACAUUGCUGGGAGGUCAGGACCAGGCAAAUGGGCAGACACCAGCAAGUACCAUUCCACGGCUUAAUCCACCCCCACUGAGUACCAAAAAGCGCACUCCAAGAGCUCUGAAAACCACUCAAGAUAUGCUGGUUGCUUCCCAGCCACAGAUGGGGACCACAAAAACCUCACUUCCUGAGGAAGGCCGGGAACUUCAGUGCCCACCCACCAAGACAGAGGCAGCUUUUAGAGAGAUUAAUUCGUUGACACAGGUGGAAGUUGGAACCAGCUGUAAUAGGGCGUUUGAUGUGCCUGAUCUCAUUCAUAAGGAGAACUUGGAGCCCAAACAAAGUGCAAUUCACAGUAUAUCUUCUUCCACUCACCCAGAAAAUGUGGCUCUUAGACUCGAUUUAAGUGCUAGCAAAAGCCUUCCUGAACACCAAAGCUGCAUAGACCCUUCAGAAGCAAAGUCGCCAAUCUUGGAAAGUGAAGGCCAUAGCCCAGACUUGUUGUCUUUUGAGUAAAACAUCUGCAGCUGUGCCUCAUUUUUAUAGCCAAAAUGGUCAUUGUAGCAGUUUCUUUAUGAAAACUUCCUGAGCCAGGUGUUGGAAUUGACCCCACAUUCCCUGAAAGCAGCUUUCUAUUCUCAGGAAGUAGUGGCAGGAAGCAUCUUGAGGAAAAAGUGGGUCUCUUUUCCAAGACAUUUCUUGCAUUCAUCUAGCCAUGGGAAUGUACUCCGCAUGCUAUUUCUGCUUUAGUCCCUUGUAUAGACUGUCUGGGCACAGCCUCAAUAAAGAUGAUCUGCACAACCUGAAUGUGAGAAUUGGUAGUGGUGAGGCUGUAACCCAAUUAGAGCAUUCUUGAUAUAUUCUUCAAAUGCACUUUCAGAUACCUGCAGGACAAAAAUGAUUCCAAAAUGAAAUUGCCUUGCAUGAGCAGAACAAAAAAUGCAGCAGGACUUUAUGUGAGACUCUCCAUGCUGGAUUAUGAUCACUACAGACGUUUCUUGUUUUGAAGUUUUACAAGAGUUGUUAAAGUGCAAUUGAAAGUCAAAGCAAUAUUUGCUGGAGGGGUUUAGGAGGAGAAUGCACUCUGGUCCAAAAAUAAUGCUAUGUUCUCUUCAGUUGCCUGUGAAGAAACUUCUGAAUGUAUUGUCCUUUCCUUAGCCAUUGUUCUGUUUGCCAUGAAUGGAGAGGUUUUGGGCUCCUGCUACAUAUAUAAAACAGCUUCAUUAACAAAUAUUUUAGUUCCUGAAGAUGAAAAACAACAAAAUCUGUGUGCUCACCUCCCUCAGAGGCAGUGGAGAAACUAAAUAUGGGCCUUUUCUGACUUAGAUCAACACCUCCCUUGUCUGUCUGGGCUGGGUUUGACUUCCAUAAAUGUGAUGAGAUUCUAUCCAGAAAUCCAGCUGGAGUUCUGUCCAUUCAGGUGCCCAGGGAUCUUUAUCUUGUUUUCCUUUCUCAAAAAGCACAGCAGAAAACCUAGACUUGAUCCAAUGUGGAGAAACUCUUAUAGAGCAGUAUGGUGCUUGAGUGCCUCCCUUUGCCUGCCACUCAUGUAUCUGGCAGGAAGAACCAUCUUUGCUAGUGAGCCUCUCUUCUCGUCCAUCAUAUAACCAUUAGUUCAGGCCUUUGUGUCUGUGUCACUUGCUAUAUAUGCUCAACAGUGGGCAUCUGAAACCAAAGAAGUAGGUCGAUGAACUGAGCACACUAUACUGAAAUUAAUCUGCUCUCGGUUGCCUGUAUACCUGGUAGAACAGUUCUAAAUUUAUCUGCAAAAUUGAAAUAGGGUGGGGAGAGAUUGCCAAUGGCCCUUUCCAAUGUAUUUCUUCUGUAUACACAUAUAGGUUGAUAGCAUGAAUAUCUAAAAGUACUAUUUGAACAUGUCAGUUAAAUGGUAUCAACCUCAUAUAGGAAUACUUCCAAAUUUGAAUAGCAACACAAGUGCUUGUAUUAUUUUGAAUACUAGAGUCAGCUGGGAAUCUGGCUUUUUGUCAAGCAAAUUCCCUUAUAUUUUUGCAUGUUCACUUCUAUUAUUACUCUAAUUCCUAUCGUUGUUUUUCUGACAGAAAUUCUUUAUCAAAUUGAGAUAAAUAUGCAUGAAUAUCUGAAAGUCAGUGAAUGUCCUUGUUUGAAUAUCCAAAGUAAAAAAUUUAAAUAACAUGCAGUCAAAGGAAUACUUAACAAUAACUGACAGUUGAAAUAGAUUUUACACUUGAAACCUACUGAAAUCAAGAAAUGCCAUAGAAAUCUCAAAUUUAAAAUUUUCACUUUGGAUGAUCAAACAAGGAAAUUCACUGAUUUUGUAUCAAUGCACACAAUCAUUGUGUAAUUUAUUCAAUAUCAGCUUAUUGUAUGAUGAUUGAUACCAACUGGUUUUCAAAAUGUCUGGCAGGUUACUGUGGAUUCUUUGGAAGCAUCUUGUCUCUUCCUAGGUGUAUAAAUAAGCGUCCGUGAAAGACUGCUUGCUGACUACUGCACUGACCUUCCAUUCCAAGGUUUAGCUACAAAAGAAUGUUGAGUGUUUUUGUAGACAUGUUCUAUGUUUAUGGUGGAUCAUACUGAAUUUAAAAGUGACUCCAUGUGAACUGAGCUUAUACCCCAAGAUAAGCCCAAAUCAUCUGCUGCUAGUAGAGGAUCCUUGAUAGUUCCACUAAGAUGGAAAGUAUUGCUUGAAAGAAGAGAACUAGAAACUCACCCUGACACUCUACUGCUGUUUUAGUUCUCAGUGCAAUCAAACACUAAAUAACAUGUUUGAUUACUGUCAAUUAUCAACUACUGAAAUAAAAUACCACUAAAUGUCAAAUAAGGACAUCAGUUGUUUGAAGAAUACAUCCUCAGCAAAGAUUGUGAAGAAUAAUUAUGAGAAUUUUUGAAAGGAAAUUCAUUUUUGCUCUGUUCUGUGCUCUUAAUGCCAGGCAGAAAUUCAGCAGAUGAAGCUUUUUCCAGUGUUGCUGCUAGUUUAUUCAAGAAAUGGUGGUUCUUGAAUUGUUACUACAAAGCUAUUAAUAGCACACAGCUUUUAUUGGAAGGCUGGGGGAGGGAAAGCCAAUUUCUAUACAGAAACUAAAAUCCCACUGAAAUCAAGGUGGUUUGAGUCCACACAGGUGUGUGUUAUGAGCCAGCCAUCCAGCUCCCUGUCAGCUCUAAUCAGCCCCUGAACAAGGUCAUCUGCUCUCAUGGGGUUAAAUAUCAGUAUGCUGAUGAUACUUGAUUUACCUCUCACCCUUGGGCCAAACAGGAGAUCCUGUUGAAAUGCUGUCCAGAUGCUUGGAGGCUGUUCAAGUCUGGAUGAGGAGGAAUGGGUUGAGGCUUAAUCCCAGCAAGAUGGAUUGGCUCUGGGUUUGUAAGCCCUCCUGGUUCCUGAGAGAUUCCAACCUUGAUUCUUGAUGGGAUAGUGUUCCCCUGAACUGAAUUAGCUCAUAACUUGGGAAUCUUCCUGGAAUCAUAGUUCCUGCUCAAGGAGCAAGCGGCAAAUGGGUACACCAGUUACGACCCCUCCCAGAAUGAAAGACUUUGCUUGCAUCAUUCAGGUCUUAGUCACCUCUCUACUGGAUUGUUGUGCUUUUCUUGGGGCAUUUGGAAACUACAACUAAUGUGGCAGCCCAAGUAAUCACAGGCACCUCUCAUUGCACCCAUAUAACUUCUGGUGUGCUGGUUAUCAGUUGGCUUCUGGGUGUAAUUCAAGGUGCUGGUUGUCACUUUUAAUGCCUUUUGUGGUUCAGGCCUGGAUAUCUGUGAGUCUGCCCUCUCCUAAUAACAUCUGCCUGACUGACAAAAUCAGGUAGCUGAGGCUCUCUCCAUGUCCUCUUGCUCAAGGAGUGCCACCUGGAGGGGCCACAGAAGCAUGAGUUCUCUAUUGCUGCCAUCCUAUGGAACAGCAUUUUCUGGACUUUCAAUUCUCUUUUGGCAUUUAGGAAGUCUACUGAGACCUACUUACUUAAGUAGGCCCAGGGGUUUGAAUGACUUUUCCCUCAAGCAAUUGGAAAUUAUUGUUUUGCUGAUUGUGUUUUAUUCCUGGGUCUUAUAUAGAUUAUUUUAUUCAUUAAGUUGUAUGGCUAUAUGCUGUCUGUUGUUUUGCUUUUAUCCCAACUUACGAAGGGGGAAUUGUGCACAGCUUACAGUCUAUGGUGACUGGAGCAGUCUAUAAGCCCUGCAAACAAACAAAUAAUCAAAGUAUACAUAUAAAUUGCUGGAUUAUGGGCUUAAUAUGAAUGUUUUAGACACAGUUUAAAGUAAGAAGUUAAGUGGAAAUCAUCAUGUAGCACUGUCCAUUGCAUGUUUACACAGAAUGCUGUGGUAUAUAAAAAUAAGCAUGCCAGGGCUACAGUUUAAAUUUCUUGAGAAGACUAUCUACUGAAGUAUGUGCAUUUUCAGAUGUCUAAUGCUGAAACUCAGUCCCCUGUUUUAGACAUGUAUUGUAUACUUCUCUAGGAAAUUUAUAAUGUACUUAAUUUUUUAGAAUAUGCCCAGUAAUCAUUGUGACUAUGUAUUGCCUACGGUAUUUUGUUGUGCCUGUCAGUGGCAAUUGCUGGGGAACAAGGGGGGCUGCGGUGAUGGUGCUAUUGCACUCAAGUUCUGCUUAGCAACCUUUUAGGGACAUUUCUCUGGUUGGCCAUUGUGUGAAGAGAUGCUGGGAGAAAUGGGCCUUUGGUCUGAUCCUGCAGGACUUGUACGUGGAUACAUAGAAACUUAAGACAAAUUCACUGUUUUAAUGAAGGAGAAUCCGCAAUAGAAGUAGCAGCUAAAAUCAUGCUUUUUAAAAAUAAUAACUUAAACCCUUUUAGUUCUAUAAUCUAAAUUAGUAAAGGAAUAUGUGCAGGUUUUAUCUAAUUCAGAUUGUACAAUAAAACCUUUGUUGCAUCUUA
Messenger RNA from Python bivittatus (Burmese python), 7111 nucleotides. NCBI's taxonomy places the organism in Eukaryota, Metazoa, Chordata, Lepidosauria, Squamata, Pythonidae. The record is from RefSeq and is a predicted model, not a curated record.